This is a messenger RNA of Laccaria bicolor S238N-H82, 1014 nucleotides long. RefSeq lists its product as uncharacterized. The transcript is spliced from 10 exons. Bases 1 to 1014 code for a protein of 337 amino acids. The record is from RefSeq and is a predicted model, not a curated record. NCBI's taxonomy places the organism in Eukaryota, Fungi, Basidiomycota, Agaricomycetes, Agaricales, Hydnangiaceae.
AUGCCCGACUGGAAAUCAGCCGCUGAGCUCGAGAAAGAUGCAGUGGCAUUUGGCAAACUUGUUCAUGCUCUGUUGGGAUUAUACGCAUAUGAAUGGUUUCUGACUCUUGAUUUUGACCUGGAUUUUCUGCGGGGGAAGAGAAGGUUCCGGUGGCCAAUGAUUUUCUAUUUCUCCAACAGAUAUCUUCUCCUUUUCGCGCUGAUAGGCAUCGUGAUUUCUUUGGACGUCACUUCGGAGGUUCACUGUCAGGUGCUCUAUACUUUUAACCAGAUCGCAGGAAACGCUGCUAUGGGGCUGGCGAGUAUCAAUCUUUCUAUCCGAACCAUGGCGAUAUGGUCACAAAAUAAAUAUAUUGUUGGCUUCCUCGUUCUUAUGAUCUUUGGACAUUGGUCGUUGAUUCUACAAGGAGUCCAACUUCGAGCAACCUGGGUUGAUAGUGUUGGAUGCGUUAUCACCCAGACUAACAACACCGUCCUUGCAGCGACCUUCAUUUAUUCGAUGUGCUUCGAUUUCAUCGUUCUCCUCUUGAGCACCUACAAACUCAUUGGCGUCAACUGCAAGACAGUAAAUUUUGUCGGUCAAAGUCACCUUGUGCAAAUGUUAUUUGAGGAUGGACUAAUCUUCUUUAUGAUUGCCUUCCUUGUUAACCUAUGCGCGACGACGUUAAUUUUAAACAAUCUCAACCAGGUCAUGACGAUUAUUUUUAACGUGCCGGCAGUCGUCGCCGCCUCCAUUGUCGCCUGCCGAGCAGUUCGUCGGUUAACAAACUUCGGCCUCACAGGCGGUCUCGAAGUUUAUGGAUCGUCGAGCGCAGUCAGUGGUGCGGCUGGAACAAGAAGUAUUCAGCCCACUAUCGACCAUCGUAAAAGUGGUCUGAAGUCAGGCGUCCAUGUUCAAAUGGAGACAUUCACUCAUAAAGAAAGCUCUCUCACCUUCGCCAAGCAGAAGUAUCGGACCGGUAGCGAAACCGACGUCGAGCCUGAGCUCGACAUCGAAGCCAAAGGAAGUCUGUAA